AUGGAAUCACCCCAAAAACCACCUGGACCGCCACCGCGUCCGCCGCCGUCACUCCGGCAGCGGACGCAGUCGCAAGAGGCCAGAAUGCCUAAGCCGAUCGACGAAUCACAACUGUCGCCGAAAGAGCGAUAUGUAUUGAGUCAGCGACGUGAAGUGGACCGGGUGCUUUUAAGGGCCUUCCGCAUGAAUCCCUACGACGUGCUGGACCUUACACAGGAUGCUGAUGACAAGUCCAUCCAAAAAGCCUAUCGAAAAAAAAGUCUGCUGAUUCAUCCAGAUAAGAUGGCUGACGACCAGGCACGCGCCGAAGAAGCAUUUGAUCUCCUCAAAAAAUCACUGGAUCAUCUACUCGACGCCGAUCGACGCAAAUUACUUGAUGAGACUGUUGUGAGUGCGCGGUGCCUUGCAUUACGGGAGCUAGGUCUCCCAAUGACACUUACACCCGAAGAGAUUGAGUUGGAGAAAGUGCCUGGUGGACGCUUGGAUCAGCUUGCUCCUUCUUUUGAUGACCGGAUCAAGAUCUUUGUGAAGGAUAUUGUGUUGGACGAAGAGCUGAAAAAACGAAAAAAGGAUGUGGACGAGUGGCGCUUACACGAUACGCUGCAGAGCAGUCCAGCAGAAGCAAGAAGCUGA
Molecule: messenger RNA, 633 nt
Organism: Malassezia globosa CBS 7966
Lineage: Eukaryota; Fungi; Basidiomycota; Malasseziomycetes; Malasseziales; Malasseziaceae
Exons: 3
Coding region: 1-633 (210 amino acids)
Source: RefSeq, a predicted model, not a curated record